AUGGUUGCCCUACCAAAGAUCUACAAUGUCCAUUUCGUGGCCAUCAUCGCCACCCUCGGUGGUGCGCUGUACGUGUUUUGUCCUGAGCGUCUUGCCUCGAGGGCGCAUUGUUUUGGCUUCGACAUGUCGUCCAUGUCCGCCAUUGUCGGGGCUAUUGGAUCCGCCGUCGCCGGCCCCAUGUCUGAAAAAUUCGGCCGCCGCGACUCCAUCAUGUUUGCCUGCGUCUCCUGCCGGAACUACGGCCAGCUCAUCGCCGGGCGGGUGCUGAACGGCUUCACUGUCGGGAUAACAUUGAGCCAGGUUCCAGUCUACCUGGCCGAGAUAGCCCGUCCCGAGAAGCGUGGAUCGCUGGUCAUCGUCCAGCAGCUUGCCAUAGAAGCUGGCAUCCUAAUCAUGUAUUUCAUCGGCCACGGCUGCUCCAAGAUCGACAGCACCGCCUCGUUUUGCACGGCCUGGGGCACCCAGUUCAUCCCAGCGGCGUUUUUGAUCGCCGGCCUCCCGUUCCUCCCCCGCUCGCCACGGUGGCUGGCCAAGGUCGGUCGCGAGAAGGAGGCCAUUGAAACCCUGGCCAACAUCCAGGCUGGGGCUAGCACGGAGGACCCGCUGGUCAUUGUUGAGUGGGAGGAGAUUGUCACCACCAUGCGUGCCGAACGCGAGGCUGGCCGCGGCUGGAGGAAAUUCUUCCACGACGGCAUGUGGAAACGUAUACUGGCCGGCAUGUCUCAACUCGCCGGCGCCAACGUCAUCGUCUACUACCUCACCUACAUCGCGCAGAUGGCGGGCCUGACGGGUGACGUCGGCAUGGUGACGUCAGGGAUCCAGUACGCCGUCUUCAUCAUCUUCACGAGGGUCAUGUGGGUGUUCAUCGACAGGACGGGCCGGCGCACGCUGCUGGUGUGGGGCGCGCUGGGCAUGGGCUUCUGCCACCUCGUCAUCGGCGGGGUCAUGGGCGCGCACCACACCGAAGUGCCCGGCGGCGUCGGCGACCCGCCCAACGCCAACGUCGUCAUCGCCGUCAACCCGGGCGCCCCCCGGCCAACACCGUCAUCGUCUUCUCAGGUGUCGUCGCUCGGCACCCGCGCCACGGGAAUGUCCAUGGCCGCCAUGUCGAACUGGGUCUUCAACUUCGCGCUGGGGAUGUUCACCCCGCCCGCCCUGCAGAACAUCACCUGGCGGCUGUUCAUCAUCUUUGGCGUCCUCUGCAUCGUGGCCGCUGCGUACUUCUUCCUCACGUACCCGGAGGCCUGCGGGAAGACGCUCGAGGAGGUCGAGGCCAUGUUCGACAAGGAUGGGCCGUUGCCCUGGAAGACGAAGAAGGGCGAGUCACGCCUCGAGGCAGAGAUUGAGGCCGUCAUGGCGAGGAAGACGCAUGGCGAGCCCGAGGUCGCCGAGAGCGAGAAGGUUUAG
Messenger RNA from Phialemonium atrogriseum, 1407 nucleotides. RefSeq names its product putative sugar transporter-like protein. Gene Ontology annotation, molecular function: carbohydrate:proton symporter activity. Gene Ontology annotation, biological process: carbohydrate transport; transmembrane transport. The record is from RefSeq and is a predicted model, not a curated record. The transcript is spliced from 7 exons. Gene Ontology annotation, cellular component: membrane. Bases 1 to 1407 code for a protein of 468 amino acids. NCBI's taxonomy places the organism in Eukaryota, Fungi, Ascomycota, Sordariomycetes, Cephalothecales, Cephalothecaceae.